Molecule: messenger RNA, 1995 nt
Organism: Culex pipiens pallens (northern house mosquito)
Lineage: Eukaryota; Metazoa; Arthropoda; Insecta; Diptera; Culicidae
Exons: 1
Coding region: 1-1995 (664 amino acids)
Source: RefSeq, a predicted model, not a curated record
AUGGAUAAACUGGAACGGGUCCGAAACGCGCAACUUGCGCUGGUGAAACGGGAGCUGCUGGCAGCCGAAGUGCUUGGCGAACGGAAGGCGUCCUUCGUCGAAGCGACGGAUCGGCUGGAACAGCUCAAAGCGCUCGCCGGGAAGUUCCGGCAGACACAGGACAACAUUGAGCAGGAACAGGAGAAUCCUGAAAGCAUUGCCUCAGUGCAUGACCACCGGGAGGAAUUUAAUCAGGCGUAUUAUCCAGCGAGGAACCUCUUGGAGAAGUACAUCGCGGACAACAAUCCAGAAGAAACUGGUUCUUCGGCAUGUGGCCGCACGGUGGUUGACGGAAACUACAGUGAGUUGCGCGAAGCGAUGCGAUUAUUGAUGAUUACUCAGCGUGCGAUGAUGGAGAACCAGCGAUUGGCACACGUAGCAGGGGAUCAAGUACCGGAAGUGCGACUUCCGGCGAUUAACGUGCCGAUGUUCAACGGAGAACGGAAGAAUUGGAUUUCCUUCAAGAACAUCUAUGUGACGACAAUUCAUAACCGGACCGACUUGGAGGCUUCGCUGAAAAUGAAAUAUCUAGUUUCAUAUGUCGACGGGUACGCGAAGCUCCUGGUCAACUCGUAUCCUAUCUCCGAUGCCCACUACGAGGAGGCUUGGGCUGCGCUCACGAACUACUACGACAAGAAAAAGUUCACAGUGUUCUCCCUUGUCCGGGAAUUCGUAGAUCAACCGGGAGUCAUCACAGCAUCUACUGGCGGACUUCGCAAGCUUGUCACAACAUCCGAUGAGGUGCUACGUCAACUCAACGUUCUGGGAGAUGAGUUCAACGCACGGGAUCCGUGGCUCAUCCAUCUGUUGCUGGACAAACUGGACGAAGAGACGCGCUUGUUGUGGGCACAACAGAUUGUUCAUGUGGAAAACCCUUCUGUGGACGACUUUCUGAAGUUCUUGAACAGCAGAUGCGAUGCCCUAGAGACGUGCGCGGCAUUUUCGAUGAAGGCGACUCCUCAAGUGACAAAGACGGAAACAGAGAUGCAAGCAGUGAACAACAAGACAGUGCAGUCGCUACACUUGGCGAUAGCAGCAGAAAAGUGCGCGAAAUGUUCUAAGGAACAUCCGGUCUAUCGAUGUGAUGAGUUCAAGAAGAUGGACAUAAAAUGCAAACGGAAACUAGUGAUGCAGGCGAGAUUGUGCUAUAACUGUUUGGGGCCAUCCCACAUGGCCAAGGGAUGCAGUUCAAAGUCAGUGUGCCGCACCGUGGGCUGCGGGCAACGGCAUCAUUCGCUGUUAUGUCCACAGAGAAAACUGCAGAAGCAAUUCAUCACGCCCAUCCCGAAUCCAAGCUCCCAACCACCACGGUCGACGGAUGUACAGAUUCCUGUGGAGGUGCCGCGGAAAGCACUCGUUUUGCCUACUGCAGUUAUCCGCAUUCGCAAAAACGACGGUAGUCUUCUCCCAGUGCGGACCCUGAUCGAUUCCGGCUCCGAAGCAUCCUUGAUCUCGGAGACUUGUUACAACAAACUCGGACUCCCUCGAUCGAACGAUAAGAUUGAAGUCACUGGCAUGGGCGAUCGGGCAGCCGGAACCGCAAACGGAUUGGUGAAGCUCGUGAUUUCAAAGCGGUUUUCAGACGCAGCAGUUCUACAAACAAGCGCCUACGUUGUUGGGAACCUUACUACAGCCCUACCGACACAGCAGUGUGAGAUGCAUCCAAAACUCUUGAACAAGCAGUUAAAGGGUUCUCUUGCUGAUCCGGCGUACCAUCGACCGGGAGCCAUCGACUUAAUUUUGGGAGCAGACGCCAUCUUCGGAUGGGUUACUUCCGGGAAUCAAGCGCGGCCGGAGGCGCCAUUGCAAAAGGGAAAGCUGUUAUCGAAUUCGCCGGACGUCACCAGUACAGCAAUGCGGUCGGUGUACCGGGUCUACCUAGGAGAUCGGUUGAGGCAUUGCUGCCUCAAGGUGGGGGAGUAUGUUCCGGUCAACCGACCCCACUCUCCCCUUUGA